Molecule: messenger RNA, 1338 nt
Organism: Neltuma alba
Lineage: Eukaryota; Viridiplantae; Streptophyta; Magnoliopsida; Fabales; Fabaceae
Product: LEAF RUST 10 DISEASE-RESISTANCE LOCUS RECEPTOR-LIKE PROTEIN KINASE-like 2.1
Exons: 2
Coding region: 1-1221 (406 amino acids)
Biological process (GO): protein phosphorylation
Molecular function (GO): ATP binding; protein kinase activity
Source: RefSeq, a predicted model, not a curated record
AUGUCUGUCACUUGUAAAUUCCAAAAUCAUUGUGUCAAUUUGAGGCUGAACACAGUUCUAAUUGCAGGAUCAACUAAGCUGGGUUGGCGACUUGCUAUAGCGAUUUCAGCAGGAGUAGGUGGACUUGCUCUAAUCUCGAUUUUGAUUAUUUAUAUAUUCAAAGCGAGAAGAGCAAAUCAUGAUCACGAUCUUCAAUCCUUCAUGAGAAACUGGGGCUCUUUGGCACCAAAGAAAUACAGUUAUUCAGAAGUGAAAAGAAUGACAAAAUCAUUUUCAAACAAAUUGGGCGAAGGAGGGUAUGGCGUUGUAUACAAAGCAAGCCUACCUGAUGGUCGUCCUGUCGCAGUUAAAGUAAUAAGGGAAUCUAAAGGAAGUGGAGGAGAAUUUAUAAAUGAAGUUGCAAGUAUCAGCAGAACCUCCCAUAUCAACAUAGUCACUCUCCUGGGAUUUUGUUAUGAAAGGAACAAAAGAGUAUUAAUCUAUGAAUACUUGUCAAACGGUUCCUUGGAUAAUUUCAUCUAUCAAAGAGGGUCUUCAAAUGCUCUCUGCUCUUUGGAGUGGAAGGUAUUGUACCAAGUUGCUAUUGGCAUUGCUCGUGGACUGGAGUACUUGCAUCGGGGUUGUAACACAAGAAUUUUGCAUCUUGAUAUCAAACCCCAAAACAUUCUCUUGGAUGAAGAAUUUUCCCCAAAAAUAUCCGAUUUUGGAUUGGCUAAAUUAUGUCAAAAGAAGGAGAGUAUUGUGUCAAUACUAGGCACAAGAGGAACAAUAGGGUUCAUUGCACCAGAAAUAUUCAUUAGAGCAUUUGGCGGUGUUUCUUACAAAGCAGAUGUUUAUAGCUAUGGCAUGUUGGUCCUUGAAAUGGUUGGAGGAAGGAAGAACUACGACAGUGGAGGAUCACAAGCUGAUGAGCAGUAUUUUCCAGAUUGGAUUUAUAAGGAUCUUGAGCAUGGUAAGCAUCCAGCUAGUUCUUUAGUAAUCACAGAGGAAGAUGAUGAGGUGGUAAAGAAGAUGACUUUAGUGAGUCUAUGGUGUGUUCAGACAAAUCCAUCAGAUAGACCAGUUAUGAGUAAAGUGGUAGAAAUGUUAGAAGGACCCCUUCAAUCCUUAACGGUUCCUCCAAAGCCAUCCCUUGAAUAUCCUACAAAAUCAUCAGCAGUUAUACAAUUGUCAAAUGCAUCUUCUGAAGACAUGAUUCAUACAGUUUCAAUAAGCAGUUGACUUGUCUACUCUACCUACUGCCAAAGACAAUUUAACUUUGAAUUGUCUUGGAAGAUUCAUGGAUAAUUGCCAACUAUUGCUUUCCUUUAUCUUUGUUCAUGCAAGUAUGUGGGUCAA